Messenger RNA from Arachis duranensis, 1332 nucleotides. RefSeq names its product annexin Gh1. The record is from RefSeq and is a predicted model, not a curated record. The transcript has 5 exons. Bases 42 to 1070 code for a protein of 342 amino acids. NCBI's taxonomy places the organism in Eukaryota, Viridiplantae, Streptophyta, Magnoliopsida, Fabales, Fabaceae. Gene Ontology annotation, molecular function: calcium-dependent phospholipid binding; calcium ion binding. Gene Ontology annotation, cellular component: cytoplasm.
CACGUUUUAUGUGGGACAGCUGCGUUUGACUUUAAGUAGACAUGAGAGCUGAGAGUGAGUGUCACCGAGAAUUGAAAGAAGGAAGGAAAGAAAGAAGCGCGUUACUGAUCCCUGAAACAAUGUCGACUCUGAGAAUUCCUCAACCUGUUCCUCCGGUUGCCGAUGACUGCGAGCAGCUCCGCAAGGCCUUCGCGGGAUGGGGAACUAACGAGGAUUUGAUCAUAUCGAUCUUGGGUCAUCGAAAUGCUGCUCAGAGGAAGCUGAUUCGAGAAACUUAUUUUGAGACUUAUGGAGAAGAUCUCCUCAAAGCCUUGGACAAGGAGCUCAGCAAUGACUUCGAGAGGCUGGUACUUCUUUGGACACUUGAUCCUGCUGAGCGAGAUGCGUUUUUGGCGAACGAAGCAACCAAAAGAUGGACUUCAAGCAAUCAGGUUUUGAUGGAAAUAGCUUGUACCAGGUCCUCUGACCAAUUGCUUUUCGCAAGGAAGGCUUAUCAUGCUCGUUAUAAGAAGUCUCUCGAGGAGGAUGUUGCUCAUCACACAACUGGGGAGUUCCGUAAGCUCCUACUGCCUUUGGUUAGUUCGUAUCGCUACGAAGGGGAUGAAGUGAACCUGACUCUAGCAAAAACUGAGGCAAAAUUACUGCAUGAGAAAAUUUCCAAGAAAGCUUACAGUGAUGAUGAACUUAUCAGGAUUUUGGCCACAAGGAGCAAACCACAGAUAAAUGCUACUUUGAAUCACUAUAAAGAUGAAUUUGGAAAAGAUAUCAACAAGGAUCUGAAAGCUGACCCAAAGGAUGAGUUCCUGGCUCUACUGAGAUCCACUGUCAAGUGCUUGGUCCGUAGCGAGAGGUACUUCGAGAAGGCUGCUCGUUUGGCCAUCAACAAACGUGGAACCGAUGAGGGGGCACUUACAAGAGUGGUGGCUACCAGGGCCGAGAUUGACUUGAAAAUAAUAGCAGAUGAGUAUCAGAGGAGGAGCAGCGUCCCUCUUGAUAAGGCCGUCGCCAAGGACACCACCGGAGACUACGAGAAAAUGCUUUUGGCGAUCUUAGGACAUGAUGAUGUUUGAGGUCUUUGUGGCAGCGGUUAUUAUGUUGUGAUAAUGCUUAAUUUGAUGGUUAAAGACUUAAAUGCUGCUUUGUUUUUAUGGCGAUGGUUGUCUUGCUAUGCUAAAUAAAAAGACAACAAUGUAGGUGGUUUUGGUUGGGAUUGUGAAGGAUGCCCUUAGAAUUCAUGGUGGGGUGAUCUUGAAUUCUUAAGGGUCAAAGGUUUAUGAACUCAAUGUGGUUAUUCUGUUGGCGUCAGUAAAUGUUUCUUCUCCCGUCUCCUAA